AUGGAGUCUUGGAUUAUUAGUCUAGUGCUAGCAACAGCUUUAGUAACGGCGUCGACGAUGGUGGCUGCUGGAGAAGACAAGGCAAAAGACAAGGAAGAAUGUACGGAGCAGCUGGUGGGUAUGGCCACGUGUCUUCCUUACGUACAAGGACAGGCAAAGUCUCCGACGCCGGAUUGUUGCUCCGGCCUCAAACAAGUUCUCAACACCAACAAGAAGUGUCUUUGUGUGAUCAUCCAAGACAGGAAUGAUCCUGAUUUGGGUCUCCAGAUCAAUGUCUCUCUCGCUCUCGCUCUUCCUUCUGUUUGUCACGCCACUGCUGACGUCACUAAGUGCCCUGCUUUGCUUCACUUGGACCCAAAGUCUCCAGAAGCCCAAGUGUUCUACCAGCUAACCAACGGUUCAAACAAAACUGGCCUAGCCUCUGCUCCCACUGGCUCGGCCGCUGGGCCCACCAUCAUAUCUCCGACCGCAGGAUCCGGUGAUGGUAACAAUAGUGGUCGGACUAGCUCUUUGCCAGGCAAAAGUCACGCUCAUAGCUACUCUAAACAAUGGCAACGGCUCGAAGUUGUUGCCCAUUUCUUCAUAAUUAUGUAUAUUUUUGUACUCGUAUAA
Molecule: messenger RNA, 612 nt
Organism: Microthlaspi erraticum
Lineage: Eukaryota; Viridiplantae; Streptophyta; Magnoliopsida; Brassicales; Brassicaceae
Source: the annotation of a GenBank genome assembly